Messenger RNA from Amphiprion ocellaris (clown anemonefish), 2096 nucleotides. RefSeq names its product CDC-like kinase 4a (gene clk4a). Lineage: Eukaryota; Metazoa; Chordata; Actinopteri; Pomacentridae. Gene Ontology annotation, molecular function: ATP binding; protein tyrosine kinase activity. The transcript has 13 exons. The record is from RefSeq and is a predicted model, not a curated record. Bases 161 to 1675 code for a protein of 504 amino acids. Gene Ontology annotation, biological process: protein phosphorylation; regulation of RNA splicing. Gene Ontology annotation, cellular component: nucleus.
AUUACGUCAUGGAAUUUGUUUAAGAACGUUUCAUCGAAUUCUCGGGAAGGUCGCCAUUUUUGAAGACGACAAGUAGGAGGCAUUUUUUCAGUUUCUUUGUUCAUAGUUGUCCUACGACCGAUAAAUCUUCACAUUCGAACCUGACAAUUGUUAAAUACAGAUGCGUCACUCAAAGCGAAUGCGCUCCCCAGGUGUCUGGCUUGAUGAAUACAGCUGGGAAGAGAGAAUGGAGUGUCAUAAGCGAAGGAGACAAGAAUCGCACAGCAGCGAAAGAGAAAAUAAAUCAAGAAGAACUCACCAUCACAACAAGACAUACGAGGGGCAUUACCUGGAGACCCGCAGUCUGAACCAGAGACUGGACUCUCGGGAAGGACACACUCUGGACCACAGUUUGGACAUGGCCUGUGACGACGGCAGUCAUGAAGGCACCUGCAAGGACAGAGACCGUGACUGGCACCACUACAGCAAGUCAUCUGGGCGUAGUGGACGCAGCAGGCGAAGCAGCCGUAGCCGCAAGCAAAGAGACAGAAGGCGUAGAUGUAGCCACUCUCGCCACAAGUCGCCCUCGAGGAGGAGCCAUCACCGCAGGAGCAGGAAAAGAUCCAGGAGUGUUGAGGAUGAUGACGAGGGUCACCUCAUCUAUCACAGUGGAGACAUGCUGAGAGCGAGAUAUGAGAUUGUGUGUACUCUAGGAGAGGGUGCCUUUGGGAAGGUCGUUGAAUGCAUUGAUCACUCAAAUGAUGGGGCUCGUGUGGCUCUGAAGAUCAUUAAAAACAUAGACCGCUACCGUGAGGCAGCUAUGUCUGAGGUAGAGGUGCUUGAACAGUUAAAGACCCUCGACUCUGAUAAGAAAUAUGCUUGUGUACACAUGCUGGACUGGUUUGACUACCACGGUCAUGUUUGUAUUGCUUUUGAGCUGCUUGGCCUCAGUACAUACGAUUUUCUCAAGGAAAACAACUUUCAGCCUUUCCCCAUUGAACACAUCAGACACAUGGCGUACCAGAUUAUUCGAGCUGUGCGAUUUCUGCAUAAAAACAAGCUGACUCACACUGAUUUGAAGCCUGAGAAUAUUCUCUUCAUAGAUUCAGACUAUGAUAUGGAAUACAACCGUGAAAUGAAACGAGAUGAACGAACCUUGAAAAACCCAGAUAUAAAAAUCGUUGACUUUGGUAACGCCACAUAUGAUCAUGAGCACCAUACCUCUGUGGUGUCGACUCGUCACUACCGAGCUCCUGAAGUAAUUUUAGAUUUGGGCUGGGACCAUUCCUGUGAUGUCUGGAGUGUCGGCUGUAUACUCAUUGAGUACUACCUUGGAUCUACACUUUUUCAGACACAUGACAGUAAAGAGCAUCUUGCUAUGAUGGAGAGAGUCCUUGGCCCCAUACCUACAAACCUCCUGGAGAAAACCAGGAAACGACGAUAUGUUCACCGAUGCAAACUAGACUGGGAUGCACACAGCUCUUCAGGGAGAUAUGUCAGGAAACACUGCAAACCUCUGAAGCAUUACAUGGCGUCUAAGGGUGACGACCACCAGCAGCUCUUUGACCUGAUAGGGAGGAUGAUGGAGUACGACCCAGCUAAGCGCCUCAGUCUGGAACAGGCCCUCAGACAUCCCUUCUUCUCCUGCUAUUAUAAGAGGAGCAGCAGUAAAAGCAGCAGUAGCAAAAAGGACUGAACUCCUGAACCUGUAAACCUCUGACCUGCACCCUUGGUCAGGGCCUGGCUGUCACCAUGACAUUUGUCACAGUACUUAUUGCCAGCCGCUACUUCGUGACUCUCCAAGGAGAGGUGAACCUUAACUGACUGUAUCAGUCCACUGCCCUGCUUUGCUGUGUCUUUCUUUAAUGUUUUUUUUUUUUUUGUUCAUGUUCUCUCUGUGCAUUGUGAAGUAGGUGAUGGGUUAUGGAACAGAUUGAGAAAUCCCUGCAUCAGUCUCACCAGUAAUUUAUUCAGUAUUGCAAAAAAAAAAAAAUUUAAAAAGCUUUUGUGGGCAGAAAAUACUUGUAUCUAGAGUUUGUUCAGGUAUUUUGUUUUUUCACUGACUCGUAAUGUAACUUUUGCAGUAUCAUCUAUUUUCAAUAAACGUGACAACAGAA